Molecule: messenger RNA, 1728 nt
Organism: Anopheles coustani
Lineage: Eukaryota; Metazoa; Arthropoda; Insecta; Diptera; Culicidae
Gene: Rbbp5
Product: retinoblastoma-binding protein 5 homolog
Exons: 5
Coding region: 99-1625 (508 amino acids)
Cellular component (GO): Set1C/COMPASS complex
Molecular function (GO): protein binding
Source: RefSeq, a predicted model, not a curated record
GAAGCACUUCUGUUUGUUUUGCUUCAAAAGCGGUUUAUAAAGCGUAAGUGUUUUCUGCUUCUAGAUGAGAAUAAACUGACCAACUGAGUAAGGAAGCGAUGAAUCUAGAAUUGCUUGAAUCAUUCGGUCAAAACUACCCAGAAGAAUUCGAUGGCUCUCUCGAUUGCAUUUCGUUGGCGGUAACGUGUGCAUUCAAUAAGUACGGCACGCUGCUUGCGGUAGGCUGCAACGAUGGGCGCGUCGUCAUAUGGGACUUUCUGACGCGCGGCAUAGCCAAGAUCAUUUCCGCUCACGUCCACCCGGUGUGCAGUUUGUGUUGGUCCCGGAACGGCCACAAGCUACUAUCUGCUUCCACCGACAACAACGUCUGCAUCUGGGACGUGCUUAGUGGAGACUGCGAGCAAAAGUACCGGUUUCCAUCACCGAUCCUCAAGGUGCAGUUCCAUCCGCGGAAUGAUGAUAAAUUUCUCGUCUGUCCAAUGCGCUACGCGGCGAUCUUGGUCGACGUUGGAGGUAAACACGAGUGUCUACCGCUGGACAAUGAUGGUGACCUGAACAUCGUCGCAGCGUUCGAUCGUCGAGGGGAACACAUAUACACGGGUAACGCAAAGGGAAAGAUACUCGUACUGAACGCAAACACGCUGGAAAUCGUGGCAAGUUUUAAGAUAGUGCUGGGCAGUUCUAGCGUGACCGCUGUAAAAAGCAUUGAGUUCGCACGCCGUGGAGAGGCAUUCCUAGUGAAUACUUCGGAUCGAGUAAUUCGAGUGUACGAUUCCAAGGAGGUGGUUACGUGCGGGAAGGACGGUGAACCGGAACCCAUUCAAAAAUUGCAGGAUCUUGUUAACAAAACGACGUGGAAAAAAUGUUGCUUCUCGGGCGACGGCGAGUAUAUAUGCGCCGGAAGUGCCCGCCAGCAUGCGCUGUACAUCUGGGAGAAGUCGAUCGGUAACCUGGUGAAAAUUCUGCACGGCACUAAGGGUGAGCUACUGCUCGAUGUCGUCUGGCAUCCGGUGAGGCCCAUCAUCACUAGCAUCAGCUCGGGGCUGGUGUCGAUCUGGGCCCAGAAUCAGGUAGAAAAUUGGUCCGCCUUUGCGCCCGAUUUCAAGGAACUGGACGAAAACGUCGAGUACGAGGAACGCGAGUCCGAGUUCGACAUCACCGACGAGGACAAGUCGGUCGAUCUGGCAGCGGAAUCGAAGCAAGACGAGGAGGUCGAGGUGGACGUGGUAUCGGCGGAACCGAUCGCCGCGUUCUGCAGCUCGGACGAAGAGUACGAGGACGAGACGGCGCUACAGUUUCUUCCGAUGGCCCCGGAGGUGGAGGAUCCGGAGGACGGAUGGGGUUCGCAGGAAAAUGCCGACACCCUCGGCGGCGGUGGUUUCGGGAACACCGGGCCCGGUGCCUCUUCUGGUGGAGCGACGGGACUCGGCUCUGGUGCAUCCCUUGGCAAUCAGGACUCGAUGAAGGAGAAUGAACCGCUGAUGAAGAAGCGCAAAACGAGCCAGUUUGAAAUUUCACUCGAUAACGCCCCGAUCGAUGACGUGCACCCGCUGCUGUUGAAUAAAACAAACAAGGACAAACAAUCGACCACGAACAAGAAAACGGGGGGUCGGCCGCGAAAGUAAACCUCUUGUGCGACACUCGGACUAGAAAUAAAACAAUCCACAGUAAUUUGUAACUUUUAAUUAUUAUGAACUUUUCUCAUUUGCCGUGUCUUAAAAAAAUAUC